Glycine soja is the source of this 1385-nucleotide messenger RNA. RefSeq names its product dihydroflavonol 4-reductase-like. Gene Ontology annotation, molecular function: dihydroflavanol 4-reductase activity. The transcript has 7 exons. The record is from RefSeq and is a predicted model, not a curated record. The coding region runs from base 128 to 1147 and encodes 339 amino acids. Gene Ontology annotation, biological process: anthocyanin-containing compound biosynthetic process. NCBI's taxonomy places the organism in Eukaryota, Viridiplantae, Streptophyta, Magnoliopsida, Fabales, Fabaceae.
UUUUUGUUUGACCAAAAAUUAAAAAAAUUAUCUCCAUCAUUUUCAUCGUGCCGGUCCUCACUCCUCGCUCCAACAACCAAUGCCUACAACUACAAGGCUACAACAAAGCAUCUAUAAAAGAUAAAGAAUGGGUUCUAAGUCCGAAACCGUUUGCGUUACUGGGGCUUCUGGUUACAUCGGAUCAUGGCUUGUCAUGAGACUCAUCGAGCGUGGCUAUACCGUUCGAGCCACCGUACUCGACCCAGCUGAUAUGAGGGAGGUGAAGCAUUUGCUGGAUCUGCCAGGUGCAGAGAGCAAGCUGUCUCUGUGGAAGGCAGAACUUACAGAAGAGGGAAGCUUUGAUGAAGCCAUUAAAGGGUGCACAGGUGUUUUCCACUUGGCCACCCCCGUUGACUUUAAGUCCAAAGACCCAGAGAAUGAAAUGAUAAAGCCUACAAUUCAAGGAGUACUAAACAUCAUGAAAGCAUGCCUGAAGGCAAAAACUGUCCGAAGGCUAGUAUUCACGUCCUCAGCCGGAACUACCAACAUUACUGAGCACCAAAAGCCUAUCAUUGACGAAACCUGCUGGACUGAUGUUGAGUUCUGCCGGAGAUUAAAUAUGACUGGUUGGAUGUAUUUCGUUUCUAAAACACUUGCGGAGAAAGAAGCUUGGAAAUUUGCGAAAGAGCACGGCAUGGACUUCAUCGCUAUCCUUCCAGCUCUUGUCAUUGGUCCCUUUCUACUGCCAACAAUACCUUCUAGCGUGAUCAGUGCUCUUUCACCUAUUAACGGAAUUGAGGCACAUUAUUCAAUCAUAAAGCAAGCUCAAUUCGUCCACAUAGAAGAUAUCUGUCUUGCUCACAUAUUUCUGUUUGAACAGCCAAAAGCAGAAGGGAGGUAUAUAUGCAGUGCAUGUGACGUUACUAUCCAUGACAUUGUAAAAUUAAUUAACGAAAAAUACCCAGAGUACAAGGUUCCCACCAAGUUUCAGAACAUUCCAGAUCAAUUGGAGCCCGUGAGAUUUUCUUCCAAGAAAAUCACAGACUUGGGAUUCCAAUUUAAAUACAGCUUAGAGGAUAUGUACACUGGAGCAAUUGAUACAUGCAUAGAGAAAGGGCUUCUUCCUAAACCUGCAGAAAUUCCAGCGAAUGGCAUCGAGCAUAAAUAAAUAUAGGUUUUCAUAUCUUUGCCUUGGUGAUGGCUAUGAAUGUUGCUUUUCUUGUUCAGUUUCUUUAAUGAUGUUUCCGUUUUGUGAAUUCGUAGUCAAAAUUGUAAGUGGUUUGUAAGACCAAAUUAGUUAUCUACAAAUUGUUUAAUAUUAUCACAAGACAUUUUUUACGGUAAGUCAAUAUCUCAGAGCUCGAGGCAAUUUAAAAUAUAUAUAAUAUGCCGCCAUUGAAUUCUCA